AUGGCCCAACUCCGUGGUACCGUGAGAAGCCCCAAGACAUCAGGCGGGUCCCAACCUGUCAGUAGCUUUGGUGGCGGAGGCGCCUUUGGUGGUUCCAAGUUCUUUCAAAAGAAACUUCAUAAAUCGGCCACAAAGAUUCAAGCGCUCUGCCGUGCCUUUUUGGUACAGGCUCGACUCUAUCGUCAACGCGUCUUGGAACCUCGCUUGCAAGAGCUCCGAGACUGCCAAGCGCGCAAAGCAGAAGAACUGCGUCGGAUUGCCCAACAGUUGGAACUGGAAAAGCAAGAAGCGCCAGAAGCUCUCAAGAAGGAGAUGGAAGACUCCGAGCAAGUGGUGGAAACGUUGAAGAAGGAAAUUGAGGAAUACAAAAAGGCGAACGACGAGAUGAAGCCACAAGUCAAAGCAAUCCGAAAAGAGAAUAAGAAACUCAAGGAGGAGAAAUCGCUUCUCGACGAAAUUGAUUUCAAGACACAGGUAGAAAUCACUCGAUUGAACAAGGAAAUUGCGGCGCUCGAAGAAACUGCCGCCAAGUUCCAACCGGCCUUGCGCGAUGGCCAAAGGCAAAAGGAAGAACUCGAAACGGCGCUGUUUCGCGUCGCACGACAACGCGGUAUUUUGAACCGGAGUAUCCGCAAAAUUGUCAAAUUGGUCGAAGAACGAGCCACUCCACAAACGUCUCGACGUUCCACAAUGAAACGGGUUAGCAGCACGGGAAACAUCAUGCCCUCGUCGUCGUCGACGUCGUCUCGUCGGGCAUCCAUGAGUGGCAGUAUGAGGGACCAUAGCAGCCGAAGACUCAAAGAUUCCAAUCCACAGUCAUCUCGACGUUCCACGAUGAAAAGAGUUAGCAGCACGGGAAACAUCAUGCCCCGCAACAAUAUACAGUCGUCAUCGUCUCGUCGGGCAUCCAUGAACACCAGUAUGAAGGACCAUAGCAACCGAAGACUCAAAGAUUCCAAUCCACAGUCGUCUCGACGUUCCACAAUGAAACGAGUUAGCAGCACGGGAAAUAUCAUGCCCCGCAACAAUGUACAGUCGUCGUCGUCUCGUCGGGCAUCCAUGAGCACCAGUAUGAAGGACCAUAGCAGCCCAAGACUCAAAGAUUCCAAGUCACGUAAGCAUCAUCACAAGAGACACGGCAAGUCGGAACAAGGAGACAAAGGAGAACCCAAGUUUUUCAAUUGGGCUACCCAUUCGUACAAUGAUUCCUCCUCCAUGAAUGGGUCCUCCUCUUCGUUGGGAGGAUCAUUCAGUGAUCUCGCCGUCAAUAUUAAGCCAACCAAGGAAAGUCAUCAUCAUCAUCAUCAUCAUCACUCGUCCAAGAAACGCCAUAGUGGCAAGUCCAAAGGAGCUGCGUCCUUUGAUUGGGUCAAUUGGGCCAAUCAGUCCAUUCACGUUAUGGAACACGAAAACGUCAUGGAAACCAAAGUCGUUCCCAGCAGCAACAACAACAAAUCACGUCGCCGUCAUUCGGUUCAUACAGGUAGCAGUAGCAAGGUUAGUACUACGACCACCACCAAGACGCACGCGGAUGGCAGCAAGAGUGCGCACGCGGAGGGUAGCAAGAGUAUGCGUGUAUUGCUGUUGGAGAUCAAGACGCUCAAAGACAACCUCCCAUCGCAAGACUACUGAGGGAAUGAC
Seminavis robusta is the source of this 1641-nucleotide messenger RNA. The record is from the annotation of a GenBank genome assembly. Lineage: Eukaryota; Bacillariophyta; Bacillariophyceae; Naviculales; Naviculaceae.